UGGGAUGUUGCUUCCAUCGGGACCAAAACAAGAAAACGCAACUACAUAUACCGUGCGGGUGCAGGGUCUCAGAAAUUAGUCGCCGUAUCCUCGUUCCCCCAUAAGAAGUGCAAGUUGAACACGCAUGGAAGUCAAUGCUGUCCUUAUUAGUCCCUCACGAGCUGUCAGGGGGGAUCCAGGCCAGCGGAAACGGAGCACUUGGUUUAUUGGGGCGUUGCUUCCUCACGAGACAGGCACAAAGGUCACGCCAGAGCUGAGAUCGGCGUAUCUUUGCCUGGUGACAGGGUGCGCGCGCGAAUCAUCGGGCUCACCACUCCCAUUGCACGUAUCAUCUACGGGUAGCUUUCAGCCCGACCUUAAUGGUCCCCGGCUGGCACAUUACUGCUGUGUCGAUUGGACGCGCGGACACCGUGUGAGAAUCUCGGGCCAAACCAUUCGUAAGCAUCAGUUCGCGAUGAGCCGGUCAUGCAAUCCUCAAGAAAGGACUUGGACAAACCGACUUGUGAGCGACUCAGAAAAGAAUGCCCUGUCCAAGCAUUUCUGCGGAAGGAAAAAGAGGGACCAGUAUGGCAAAGAACGGUUCACCAAAACGUGAUUGAGAGCGGUUGCCAUUGGAAC
Messenger RNA from Cantharellus anzutake, 618 nucleotides. RefSeq lists its product as uncharacterized. Lineage: Eukaryota; Fungi; Basidiomycota; Agaricomycetes; Cantharellales; Hydnaceae. The record is from RefSeq and is a predicted model, not a curated record. The transcript has a single exon. The coding region runs from base 125 to 595 and encodes 156 amino acids.